This is a messenger RNA of Acanthosepion pharaonis, 849 nucleotides long. NCBI's taxonomy places the organism in Eukaryota, Metazoa, Mollusca, Cephalopoda, Sepiida, Sepiidae. The record is from the annotation of a GenBank genome assembly.
AUGAACAACGGUGAGUUCUUGCAACAUACGUCACCCAAGGAAUAUGGAGCUUCAUCCCAACAGCAAAGAUUGCAUGCACCUCUCUCCAUAAGUGUUCCAACCACGUAUCUCAAGCCCACCUCAAGCCGGGUAAGCACAUCAUAUGGAGAUGAAAAGAAGCAGUUUAUCGACGAAAGAUUUGCUGGAAUUUCUCACUCACUCACUCACUCACUCACUCACUCACUCACUCUCACUCACUCACUCACUCACACACAUUCACUCUCGUUCUCUCGGAAUGUCUUUCAUUCUCUCUUAAUCUCCUUUUCUCUAAUUCUCUUUUUUCUUCUUUCUCUUUCGCCCCACUAUUUCAGUAUCUUCCUUUCUGUCUUUACCUUCUCUUUUUCUCGCCUCUUUCACCAUCAUUUUCUUUCUUUCUUUCUUUCUUUCUUUCUUUCUUUCUUUCUUUCUUUCUCCUUCUCCCUUUCUUACAUUUUCUCUAUUCCGUCCCCUCUCUUUCUCUCUCCUGCGCUUUCUCCUCUUCCAUAUCCUUUUCUGUCAUUAGAUUUUUUCUUUCUAUUUCUUUAUCCUUCUCUCUCUCUCUCUCUUUCUCUCUCUCUCGUUGCUACUCUCUUUAUUGCUAUAUUUACUGUUUUGUUUUUUUUUCUUCUUGCUAUCUCUUUCUCAUCCUCUUUUUCCCUCUCUCCUUCUCUCUUGUAUUCUCUUUCCCUCUAUCUCCCUCUCUUUCUUAAUCUCCUACCCUCAUUUUCUAUCUUACUUUCUUUUUCCUCUCUUUCUGCUUCCGUUUCUCUCUCCCUAUUUCGUUUUUUUUCUUCAUAUAUAUCUACGUUUGUGCAUAUUUCCUUGAUUUAA